Molecule: messenger RNA, 2873 nt
Organism: Thunnus maccoyii (southern bluefin tuna)
Lineage: Eukaryota; Metazoa; Chordata; Actinopteri; Scombriformes; Scombridae
Exons: 27
Coding region: 332-2305 (657 amino acids)
Source: RefSeq, a predicted model, not a curated record
CUUGAAUGAGUCGGUGUGUCCAAACCUCUGACUGGUUCUGUACAUGAUGGCAAGUUGCUGUAUGUCUUUAAUACAUGUUAACGUAUUUCUCACCCUGUUGAGAAGCAGAGAUAGAGAAGAUGAAAAAAAAAAACCCGUCAGCGCCUGGGAACCUGAGGGCUCCUGCAGAGGUAGAGAGAGGACAGACAGGAGUCAGGGGGGAACCAUCGGACUGAUCAUGCUGUGAGGAGAACAGCUCAGGGAAAACCGGUUGUUUUUGUCUUCAUCUGAAAUCCUGAAAGCGUCCUGAGCAAGAUCUGGUCUGGUCUGAGGAGACUCACUCUGCAGCAACAUGGGAGCCUCCACUGAUAAGGCGUCUCUCCUCUCGGGGCUGCUGGUGUUCAUGCUGUGUGUCGUCUCUUCUGUCUGUCAGGAUGAAUAUUCUGGAUACCACUCAGGUGAGGAACACACCUAUGAAGGGUCCGUAAUCGACCACUAUGACAGCUCAGCCUCUCCUCAACCAGAGUAUCCUCCCGAGCCGACAAACAGCUACGACGUGGACCAGCAGCCCGAGGUGGAGGACUACGACCCCUACGGAGCCGCCCCCACCCAGGUCACCAUGAUCACUGAGGAGGCCUUCCCCUACGCCACCACCACCGAGUCCCACUACGCCAAGGAGGACACCGAGACCAUGGAGGUGGGACUGCAGAGGGGGGGCGACUCGGCACUCGGGGAAGUGGGACCGACAGAGUGCGACUGUGAACCCGGAGAGCCUGGGUUCGCUGGUUUUGCAGGACCAAAGGGAUCCAGAGGUCCGCAGGGUAAAACUGGUGAGCCAGGAGCUCAAGGCAGAGAGGGUUACAAAGGAACCAAAGGGGUUCAGGGAAGAGGAGGUGAUGCUGGACCAGUCGGCGAUGUCGGACCCGAGGGAGACGAAGGAGCUUCUGGUUUCUCUGGAGCCAUGGGAGAACCUGGACUUAUAGGAGACCCUGGGGAUCUGGGAGAGCUGGGUCUGAAGGGUGACGUCGGUAUGGAGGGACCCAGCGGAGGAGUUGGAGCUCCUGGUGAGACUGGCUCUCAGGGUGACGCUGGGCCUUCAGGGUCAAAUGGAGGUGAUGGUAUCAAGGGGUCCUCAGGUGACGAAGGCAAAGAAGGUCCUCAAGGACCAGACGGACAGAAGGGUCAGAUCGGAGCUCCUGGGUUUCCUGGUGACGUCGGCGAGAGAGGCUACACCGGUUAUCCUGGACAGCCGGGGGGCUUUGGACCGAGUGGACCAAAGGGGGAUAAAGGUAAAGACGGCCUGCCAGGCAGUGACGGUGCCCCUGGAGAAGAUGGUCCUUUAGGAGUUCCCGGUGUGAUGGGAGAGCCGGGACCGUUUGGUGCCAAGGGCAGUAAAGGUGAUCGUGGUGUGCAAGGACCUCGAGGCAGAGUUGGCGCCGUGGGAUCUGUAGGAGAGCAAGGAGACGCUGGAGUACCAGGAAAACAAGGACCAAAGGGCCUGCAGGGCCCGAAAGGGGCCAAAGGUGAGACGGGACCUGAUGGUGAGAAGGGUGCAGCAGGGAAGAAAGGCAUUAAAGGUGAUCAAGGACAGAAGGGAAGCAAAGGUGACGGUGGAGACAAAGGACAGCGUGGACCGAAAGGCGCGGUCGGUCGUAACGGCGUCCCCGGCCCCGUGGGUCCGCCUGGCAUCCCGGGAACCAGAGGAGAGCGAGGCCCCAUCGGAGACCCGGGAGUCAAAGGCCGAGCAGGACCCAAAGGAGUGCAAGGUCCCUCUGGUCCUGGUCUGACUGAUGAGCAGGUCCUGCAGCUCUGCAGAGGUGUGGUCACAGCCCAGAUCUCCCAGUACGCCUCCUCCAUACGGGCUAAGUGCUCCCAAGGCUGCCCCAUCAACAACCGGACACUGAUCGGGCCCCCAGGAGGCCGAGGGCCAACAGGAUCAGCAGGCAAACCUGGUAAAGCAGGAAAAGCCGGAGCGAAGGGAGCCAGAGGUGCUCAGGGCGACAGAGGACUGGAGGGAGACAAAGGAGCGCAGGGUGACAGAGGUAAAAAGGGACCUAAAGGUGCUGCCGGUGAUCCAGGUACAGGCCUGCCAGGACUUGAUGGACCACAGGGCCUCAGAGGUUUGCCAGGUCACCCAGCAGAACCCAAAAAUGGCAUGGAGGGUCCCCAAGGUCCCCGCGGCUUCUCUGGUCCGAUGGGUACGCCUGGCAUGGUCGGAGUCGCUGGCGUGCCAGGAUUUUGUGAGGCACGGGACUGCAGCAUUCAUGCACCGGUGAUGCGCAAAGAGCAGGGCCUGGUGAAAGGACCUGCCAGUUCCAAAAUCUGAACCUGAACAUGAGCGGCGAGGACCUCUGUGAGAUUAGAGGGUCUGGGAUUCACUUGGUGGCAACUUCAAGUUUUAUCUCAUUAAUAUUCCAGCUGACAUGGGAGCUGGGUACAAAGAGGAAAAUUCUUAUUAGAUUUAUGACAAUGGUUUAUUUAAAAACGGUGACUGAUUCUAUCAUAACGUUGACUGUUGUUGAAAAUGUCAAUGGGCCAAGUAUAGUACCAUGGGGAACUCCGCCAAGAAAUAUUGAGCUGAAUGAAACCAGCAAAGACUUUUCCAUCUGAGCCAGACAAGCCUUCAAGUGAGCUUUUGACAUUUUAAAAGUUUUUUUACUUCAUAAAGACAUAAAGAUCCAAACUCUGUCAAUUUUUACCAGAAACAAUUAAGUCUGAUGUGUUGUAAUUUGAUUUAAAAAAAAAACAAAGAAAAAAACACUAAAUGAUUUCCCACUGAAUUCUUCAUUUUGCUUUAGUCUUUGUUUUCUUUGGUACCCCAAAGUGACUAUAAAAAAUGAACAAAAAUAAAUAAUGCUGUGUAAAUAUUUUGUAAAGUAUCUCAAAUACAUGUA